Alnus glutinosa is the source of this 6610-nucleotide messenger RNA. RefSeq names its product phosphatidylinositol 4-kinase alpha 1. The record is from RefSeq and is a predicted model, not a curated record. Gene Ontology annotation, molecular function: 1-phosphatidylinositol 4-kinase activity. Gene Ontology annotation, biological process: phosphatidylinositol phosphate biosynthetic process; phosphatidylinositol-mediated signaling. Bases 243 to 6359 code for a protein of 2038 amino acids. Gene Ontology annotation, cellular component: cytoplasm; plasma membrane. NCBI's taxonomy places the organism in Eukaryota, Viridiplantae, Streptophyta, Magnoliopsida, Fagales, Betulaceae. The transcript has 26 exons.
GCGCGAGAGAGAGAGAGAGAGAGAGAGAGAGGUACCCCCCGCACAAAAUCCAAAAAGAGAAUCUCUAACAUCCAAAUUUACAGGAAAAAAAUGCAAAUGUCAAAGACUGGAACCCCAACAGCGACGUUACCAGAAUGAAGAAAGCCAAUGUGCGAAAACCCUAAGAUCUUCUUCUCCUCCUCUUGGUUUUAGAGUCUUGGAUUCGAAUUUUGGUUUUAGAGUCUUGGAUUCGAAUCGCCGAAAUGGAGGCUCUGACGGAGCUAUGCGACCUGGUGGCGCGGAACCCGACCCAAUUUCCUGAGAAGCUCGCGUGGAUGUGCAACCGGUGCCCCCAACCCGACUCGCUAUCGUCCGGAUCUCCUCGGGUCUCGCGUUCUCAGCUCAAUGCCGUUCUCGCCGUGGCCCGAUUCCUCUCCAAAUGCUCCGAUUCCUCCGAUACGCGACCCAAAUCCGUCGUUCUCGAGUUCCUCCACUCCGUUCCCUCAUCCUUCACCCAGUCUUUCUGGCCGCAAUCCUUCACCACCGAGUCGAUCGCCUCCUUCUUCGCCGAUUUCCUGAGCUACGUCGCUGAGGCCGCCGAAUUGUCCUCCGAUUUCGCCGCCGAUAUCGCGGCGUUCUCCGGCGACGUCGUUUUAUUUGCGAUUGCUCAGAAUUCCGCGAUUUCUAGGGUAUUCUUGACGGCCUUGUCGCAGAAUUUCUUGCCGAUUUUGCCCUCUGACGCCGAUAGAUUCGUCACGUGCCUCCUCGAUCAGCUCUCGAUCCCGGUCCUCGUCCCCGGCACGCCGAGAGAGCAGGUUCCGGCCGCAAAUUCCGAGACCUCGUCGGCGCAGAGCUCGCCGUUGAGCGUGAACCAUUACCAGCAGAACGAGAGCGAAGCGAGUCCCGGAAAUGAGUUGAGCCACGUGUCGGGUUCGACGUCGAGUUCGAGGGUUGGGGACGAGGUGACCAGUGCGACGUCGUCAAGGGGGUCGAUUGUGAUGAAUGGGGGCAGCAUUUUGUGGAAGAGUGGGAGUGGGGUUGAUCAGUUGGGUGUGAAUUUGGGGCUCAACGAUGGAGGUGGAACUAUGUAUAGGCAACAGGUCACUUCGUUCGAGGAAGAGUCCGUGGAGAGCUUGGAGAAGCAGGAAAUUGCGUUCAAAUUGAUUGCCCACAUUUUGGACAAGGUUCAAAUUGAUUCCAGGCUUUUGGAGCAGGUGAGGUUGAUCGUCAAGAAGCAGCUCCAAUCUUUGUCCGUUUUUCUAAAGAUUAGGAAGCGGGAUUGGAACGAACAAGGGGCGCUUUUGAAGGCCAGAAUCAAUAUGAAAUUGUUGGUUUAUCUGGCUGCUGCCAAGUUGAAAAUUAAGAGCAUUGGGGCCCUUGACUCUGAUGGAAAAUCCACCAAGAGGUUGGUGCACGAGGCAGUUGCAUUGUUGAUUGAUGCUGCUGAAGCUUGUUUGCUCUCGGUUUGGCGCAAGCUGAGAGCUUGUGAAGAACUCUUUGGUUCCUUGCUCGCAGGAGUUGCACAAGUUGCUGUGGCUCGAGGAGGUCAGCUGCUGCGCGUAUUGCUCAUCCGCCUUAAACCCAUUGUGCUGGCUGUUUGUGCACAGGCUGAUACUUGGGGCAGUAGCCAGGGAGCUAUGUUUGAGAGUGUCAUGAAGACUAGUUGUCAAAUAAUUGAAUCUUGCUGGACCAAGGAGCGGUCUUCUGUGGAUACUUAUAUCAUGGGAUUGGCUACAAGUAUACGUGAACGAAAUGAUUACGAGGAACAGGCUGAUAAAGAGAAACAGGCAGUUCCUGUUGUGCAACUUAAUGUUAUACGCUUGCUAGCUGAUGUGAAUGUGGCUGUCAAAAAGUCGGAAGUAGUGGACAUGAUAUUACCUCUUUUCAUUGAAAGCUUAGAAGAGGGUGAUGCUUCAACUCCUAGUUUAUUGCGACUCCGACUUCUUGAUGCUGUAUCUCGCAUUGCAAGUCUAGGGUUUGAGAAGUCUUAUCGUGAGACAGUAGUUCUGAUGACAAGAAGUUACUUAGGUAAACUUUCAAGUAUAGGAUCUGCUGAAAGCAAAACAGUGGCACCUGAAGCCAAUACAGAACGUGUUGAGACUCUUCCUGCAGGUUUUCUUCUGAUUGCUAGUGGUCUUACGAGUGCGAAAUUGCGUUCAGACUAUCGUCAUCGUUUGCUAUCUUUGUGCUCAGAUGUAGGCCUGGCUGCUGAGUCCAAAAGUGGAAGGAGUGGAGCAGAUUUUCUGGGGCCUCUGCUUCCUGCUAUCGCUGAAAUAUGUUCUGAUUUUGAUCCUACUGUAGAUGUGGAACCUUCACUUUUGAAGUUAUUUCGCAACCUAUGGUUCUAUGUUGCUCUUUUUGGCUUAGCACCUCCCAUACAGAAGAUUCAACUACCAACAAAGUCAGUAUCCAGUACACUGAACAGCGUGGGAAGCAUAGGUGCUAUUGCUCUUCAAGCUGUGGGUGGACCAUACAUGUGGAAUACACUCUGGUCUUCUGCUGUUCUGCGUAUUGCUCAAGGGACUCCUCCACUAGUUGUUAGCUCCGUGAAAUGGCUCGAAGAUGAGUUAGAACUCAAUGCUCUUCACAACCCGGACAGUCGUCGAGGGAGUGGCAAUGAGAAAGCUGCUGUAACCCAGAGAGCUGCUCUUUCUGUUGCUCUAGGAGGGCGAGUUGAUGUUGCAGCAAUGAGCACAAUUUCAGGUGUAAAAGCUACCUAUCUUCUUGCAGUAGCUUUUCUGGAAAUUAUACGCUUCAGCAGCAAUGGUGGCAUCCUUAAUGGUGGCACUGUUGUGACUACUUCUAGAAGUGCCUUCAGUUGUGUCUUUGAAUACCUAAAAACUCAAAAUCUCAUGCCAGCUGUCUUCCAGUGUUUAACAGCAAUUGUCCACAGGGCAUUUGAAACAGCAGUAUCGUGGCUGGUGGAUCGAAUAUCUGAUACAGGUGAUGCAGCUGAUGUCAGAGACUCAACUCUUUAUGCCCAUACAUGUUUUCUCAUCAAAAGUAUGUGCCGGAGGGAGGAACACAUACGGGACAUUGCUGUGAACCUGCUGACUCAGUUGAGAGAUAGGUUUCCGCAGGUUUUGUGGAAUUCAUCUUGUCUAGAUUCACUGCUGUUCUCAAUUCACAAUGAGUCACCUUCUGCUGUUGUCAAUGAUCCUGCUUGGAUGGUGGCAGUUCGUUCUUUGUACCAAAAGAUUGUUCGAGAAUGGAUUGCCAAAUCACUUUCAUAUGCUCCUUGCACUAGCCAGGGUCUUCUACAGGAAAAGCUUUGCAAAGCAAACACAUGGCAAAGAGCACAGCAUACAACUGAUGUGGUUUCUCUUUUAUCUGAGACAAGAAUUGGAACAGGUAAAAAUGAUUGCUGGACAGGCAUACAAACGGCAAAUAUUCCGGCAGUCAUGGCUGCUGCAGCUGCAGCAUCUGGAGCAAACUUAAAAUUAACAGAAGCCUUUAACUUGGAGGUGCUCAGUACUGGUAUAGUCAGUGCAACAGUGAAAUGCAACCAUGCAGGAGAGAUUGCUGGCAUGAGAAGGUUGUACAAUAGCAUUGGUGGAUUUCAAUCAGGUGCUUCAACGGGCUUUGGGUUUGGGGUUGGCCUUCAAAGGUUGAUAUCUGGAGCAUUUCCUCAACAGUCACAGGCCGAGGAUGAUGUUUUCAAUGCAAUGCUGCUUACUAAGUUUGUGCGUUUACUUCAACAAUUUGUUAACAUUGCAGAAAAAGGUGGGGAAUUGGACAAGUCACAAUUUCACGAAACUUGUUCUCAGGCCACUGCAUUACUCCUGUCAAAUCUGGGUACUGAAUCAAAAUCAAAUUUAGAGGGCUUCUCACAACUUCUACGUCUUCUUUGUUGGUGUCCGGCUUACAUUUCUACACCUGAUGCAAUGGAAACUGGUGUUUUCAUUUGGACGUGGUUGGUUUCUGCUGCACCUCAAUUGGGAUCUCUUAUACUUGCCGAGCUUGUUGAUGCAUGGUUAUGGACAAUUGAUACAAAGCGAGGUCUUUUUGCCUCCGAAGCAAGGUGCUCAGGGCCUUCUGCAAAAUUAAGGCCACACCUUGUUUCUGGGGAGCCAGAAAUGCAGCCUGAAACUGAUCCUGUUGAGCAGAUAAUUUCUCAUAGACUAUGGCUUGGAUUUUUCAUUGACCGUUUUGAGGUGGUUCGACACAAUAGCGUUGAGCAACUCUUGCUCCUUGGUCGGUUGUUGCAAGGGACCACAAAACUCCCUUGGAACUUUUCACGCCAUCCUGCAGCCACUGGUACUUUUUUCACUGUCAUGCUUCUUGGGCUAAAGUUCUGCUCAUGCCAGUCCCAGGGCAAUCUGCAGAAUUUUAAAACAGGGCUUCAGCUGCUGGAGGACCGGAUUUAUAGGGCCUCUUUGGGCUGGUUUGCUUAUGAGCCUGAAUGGUAUGACAUGAACAAUAUGAAUUUCACUCAGAGUGAGGCUCAAUCUGUCUCUUUAUUUGUUCACUACCUUUCAAAUGAGCGAGUAGAUGCUCUUCAAUCUGAUUCAAAAGCACAGGCACGUGAAAAUGGAACUUCAUUAAUUGACGUGAACAAUCAGUAUCACCCUGUCUGGGGCCAGAUGGAGAACUAUGCAGUGGGAAGAGAAAAGCGAAAGCAGCUACUUCUAAUGCUAUGCCAGCAUGAGGCCGAUAGGCUAGAAGUUUGGGCUCAACCCCUUAACUCAAAGGAAAGUACAUAUUCCCGGCUUAAAAUUAGCUCGGAGAAAUGGAUUGAAUACGCUAGGACAGCUUUCUCUGUGGAUCCUAGAAUUGCUUUUUCCUUGGCCUCAAGGUUCCCGACAAACAUAUAUUUGAAGACUGAAAUAGUUCAGCUGGUUCAGUCACAUAUGGUGGACAUCCGCUGCAUACCUGAAGCAUUACCAUAUUUUGUCACCCCAAAGGCAGUUGAUGAAAAUUCUGCACUUUUGCAACAAUUGCCACACUGGGCUGCUUGUUCAAUUACACAAGCUCUUGAGUUCCUCACUCCUGCUUAUAAGGGUCAUCCGCGUGUUAUGGCAUAUGUUCUUAGGGUUCUGGAGUCCUAUCCUCCAACAAGAGUAACCUUCUUCAUGCCACAGCUCGUGCAGGCCCUGCGAUAUGACGAAGAGAGGUUAGUAGAGGGAUAUUUACUCAGAGCAGCUCAAAGAGAUGAUAUAUUUGCUCAUAUUCUGAUAUGGCAUCUACAGGGUGAGGAGGUGGCAGUAUCAGAAUCAGGGAAAGAGGCUGCCUCUGGGAAGAAUAGUUCGUUUCAAGCACUGAUACCAAUUGUUAGACAGCGCGUUAUUGAUGGUUUUGCUCCCAAGGCACUUGACUUGUUUAAACGAGAAUUUGAUUUCUUUGACAAAGUUACAUCGAUUUCUGGCAAACUUUUUCCAUAUUCCAAGGAAGAGCGCCGAGCUCGAAUCCGAAGUGAGUUGGAGGAAAUUGAAGUGCAAGGAGGAGACCUCUAUUUACCAACUGCUACUAACAAGCUUGUCAGGGGAAUUCGGGUGGAUAGUGGAAUACCCUUACAGUCGGCAGCAAAAGUCCCCAUCAUGAUUACAUUUAAUGUGGUAGAUCGGGAUGGGGACCAAAAUUAUACAAAGCCCCAAGCUUGCAUUUUCAAGGUCGGAGAUGAUUGUCGACAGGAUGUUCUUGCUCUUCAAGUGAUAGCACUUCUUCGAGACAUAUUUGAAGCAGUUGGACUUCAUCUCUAUCUGUUCCCUUACGGUGUUCUCCCAACUGGCGCGGAGAGAGGCAUAAUUGAGGUUGUGCCUAAUACACGAAGCAGAAGUCAGAUGGGUGAAACGACAGAUGGUGGUUUAUAUGAGAUUUUUCAACAGGACUACGGGCCUGUUGGCUCUCCAAAUUUCGAAGCUGCACGUGAGAAUUUUAUCAUUAGCAGUGCUGGUUAUGCAGUUGCCAGCCUUUUACUUCAACCAAAGGAUAGGCACAAUGGGAAUCUUCUUUUUGACAAUGUGGGGAGGCUUGUUCACAUCGAUUUUGGUUUCAUCCUGGAAACUUCACCUGGUGGAAAUAUGCGCUUUGAAAGUGCACACUUUAAGCUGAGCCAUGAGAUGACACAACUACUAGACCCAUUGGGGGGUAUGAAAAGUGAAACUUGGAUCCAAUUUGUAAGGUUAUGCGUGAAGGGGUACCUUGCUGCCCGCCGUUAUAUGGAUGGGAUUAUCAACACAGUAUCGUUAAUGCGAGAUAGUGGAUUACCCUGCUUCAGCAGGGGUGACCCCAUUGGAAACCUUCGCCGGAGAUUUCAUCCUGAGAUGAGUGAGCGGGAGGCAGCCAAUUUCAUGAUCCAUGUGUGCACAGAUGCUUACAACAAGUGGACAACUGCUGGGUAUGACUUGAUACAAUAUCUGCAGCAGGGCAUUGAGAAGUAAAAGAAAAACAGGGAAUUUUGGAGCUAGACUUCAUUUGUACAUGAUUGGUUGUAUUUCUAUCUUAUAAUUGUCAUAUAUCUGCGAUUUUUCCUGGGGGAUGCCCACUGUAGUAGUGUUGAGGUGAGUACUGUAAAAACGGCUAACACAUAAUUGAGUUGUCUGUAACCUAGUACUGGGAUUCCUCCUGAGGUUUGUAAAAAUAUAGUUUGUAGUUGAUAUUUAUUAAUGAAAUUCACAGGCUAUUGCGUUUA